This is a messenger RNA of Tarenaya hassleriana, 1756 nucleotides long. Its product is annotated as monodehydroascorbate reductase 4, peroxisomal. NCBI's taxonomy places the organism in Eukaryota, Viridiplantae, Streptophyta, Magnoliopsida, Brassicales, Cleomaceae. The record is from RefSeq and is a predicted model, not a curated record. Gene Ontology annotation, molecular function: oxidoreductase activity, acting on NAD(P)H; flavin adenine dinucleotide binding. Gene Ontology annotation, cellular component: cytoplasm. The coding region runs from base 114 to 1586 and encodes 490 amino acids. The transcript has 7 exons.
GCAGUCUCAGAAAAUUUUUCUGCCCCUCAAAUUUUCCCCCAUCAAAAUUAUUCGAAUAUUUAUUGCCAAUGUCUGGGAAUUUUCCGGGAAAGUGAGGGAAAAUUAAAACGCUGAUGGGUAGAGCGUUCGUGUACGUGAUUCUCGGCGGGGGCGUGGCUGCUGGGUAUGCAGCUCUCGAAUUCACGAGGCGAGGUGUUUCCCAUGGCGAACUCUGCAUAAUUUCGGAAGAACCCGUCGCACCAUAUGAGAGGCCGGCAUUAAGCAAAGGUUUUCUGCUGCCAGAAGCUCCUUCACGGCUUCCUUCAUUUCACACAUGUGUUGGAGCUAAUGACGAGAAGCUAACCCCGAAAUGGUACAAGGAACAUGGAAUCGAAUUGGUCCUUGGAACUCGGGUUAAGUCGGUUGAUGUGAGAAGGAAAACGCUUUUAACAGCCAUUGGCGAGACUAUAAGUUACAAGUUCUUGAUUGUUGCAACUGGUGCCCGGGCAUUGAAGCUUGAAGAAUUCGGGGUAAAUGGAUCAGAUGCUGAAAACGUUUGUUAUUUACGAGAUCUGGGUGAUGCAAAUAGGCUUGUAAGCGUGAUGCAAUCAAGCACUAAUGGUAAUGCCGUUGUAAUUGGCGGUGGAUAUAUCGGUAUGGAGUGUGCUGCCUCUUUAGUGAUUAACAAAAUUAACGUGACGAUGGUCUUUCCAGAAGAACAGUGCAUGGCACGUCUCUUUACGCCAAAAAUCGCAAACUACUAUGAAGAAUACUACAAGGCUAAAGGGGUGAAGUUCGUCAAAGGAACAGUUUUGUCUUCUUUCGAGUUUGACCCGAAUGGAAAGGUUAUUUGUGUUAAUCUCAGAGAUGGAAACCAGCUGCCGGCAGACAUGGUCGUGGUUGGAAUCGGGAUCCGACCGAACACGAGCUUGUUCGAGGGACAGUUAACGAUAGAGAAAGGAGGGAUCAAAGUGAACGGCAAAAUGCAAUCAAGCAACAGCUCCAUAUACGCUAUCGGAGACGUCGCGGCGUUUCCCGUCAAACUAUUCGGGGAGACGAGGAGGCUCGAGCACGUGGACUCGGCUAGGAAAUCUGCACGCCACGCCGUUUCGGCCAUCAUGGAGCCAGAGAAAACUGGGGAUUUCGACUACCUGCCGUUUUUCUACUCGAGGGUCUUCGCCCUCUCGUGGCAAUUCUACGGCGACCCGGCGGGUGAAGUCGUGCACUUUGGGGACUAUGAAAACGGCAAGGUGUUCGGGGCGUACUGGGUCAAAAAGGGUCAACUGGUCGGGUCGUUUCUCGAAGGAGGGACCAAGGAAGAGUACGAAGACAUCGCAAAGGCGGCUCGGUUAAAGCCAGCGGUCACUGACUUGGAGGAAUUGGGAGAGAAAGGGUUGGGAUUUGCGAAGAGAGUAGUGGAAGAACAGACAGUUCCAGAUGCUGGAGGCGGUGAGACAUUGAAGCAGUCUUCUUCUUCUACUUCUUCUGCUGCUGUUGUCGUGAUGGAGAAACCUUUGCACGUUUGGAACGCGGCGGCUGGGGUUGUAGUGGCUGCGUCUGUGGCUGCGUUUGCGUUUUGGUACGGCAGGAGACGCCGCCGGUGGUGAAAAAACGCUGGGCGAUUGGUUUGGGGAUUUGAUUCAGAGCCACUGGUUGUUGUUUGUAGCAUUGAUAGGAAAUAUAGGAUGAUGAUUUCAGAAACUACUUUAUGUUUAUUACAUUGAUAUACUUCUGUCGUAAUGAAGAACGGUCCAAUGCAAAUUCGAUCCAUUCCUUU